GGGGGCGCGGCUGGCGGUCAGAGGGGGCUGCCGCUGUCAGGGGGCUGGGCGGUCCGGGCGCUGCCGGGCCUCGCUGUGCGCUCCCCGCAGCCUCUGGGUGGCUCGGGACGAGGAGCAGGCGUGGAGCGCUGCCGCCGCCUCCCCGGCCCCUCCGGCCCAGCCGCUGCACGAAUUUGUGUGGCUGAUUUUUAUUUCCUUAUUCUUUAAAUCGAGCCGUAACAACGUGUGUGUAGUCAGCAAACGGUCUCCUGACACCCUGGCUUUGUCUGCUCCCCCCAAACAUAACAUUGCUUUUCUGUCCAGUGCCACCAGUUUGUCAGCUGGAUGGUGGUAAUAGCCCGAGGCUGCUGCAGGAGGGCGCAGAGGAAGCGGGGAGGCUGUGUGAGCUUGUGCUGAGGUAGAAUUUGAAGCAAAACGACCCCUGGCCUGGCUGUCAGCACACACUUCCAGUGAUCUGUGCUUUGUUUGAAAUGCAGCUGUCAUCACAGAUGAUGGAAACUUCUGCACAGGCCUGCAGCUCCCUGCUGAAAGAGGUGUCUGGGUGACGUGAUUGCUUGUCCUUGGGAAAUAGGGGUAGAUAUAAUAGCACAUGAGAGGAGCAGGAAGUGGCACCUUUUAUGUGUCAGUGGCAUUUAUCCUCCCCAGCAAGGUACCAGCGUGCAGUUUGGUGUGUGUGUGGCUCUGGUUGUAGGAGUAGAUUAUGAUGGGACAAGACAUUAAGCACCUGAGAGUGUGGGAGAGAGAAGGGUGCUGGGAAGUUUCAUCCUAGCUGCCUCAAGAUGUGAAUGAAGUCCUUGAGACCCAGAAGGCUGGCUAGACCUGGAGUUGGAAGGCAGAGGGGAAAAAAUGAGUGGAAUGCAGUAGCUCUGUGGGCUUGGGACAUUGUGGUUGAUAACUGUGCCAUUUGCAGAAACCAUAUUAUGGAUCUAUGCAUAGAAUGUCAAGCGAACCAAGCAUCAGCUACCUCUGAAGAGUGCACGGUUGCAUGGGGUGUCUGCAAUCAUGCUUUCCACUUCCACUGCAUCUCUCGCUGGCUCAAAACUCGCCAAGUAUGUCCGCUGGACAACAGGGAAUGGGAGUUCCAAAAGUAUGGACACUAGAGAGAUGGUCGCCACGCUUCUUCCUGUGGCAUCAGCCUCAGUUGUUCUUGUCACUAUGGGUUUGUUUUAGCAACUUGAAAAAUCAGUAAUGUACACCAUUCUUCUUCAAUCUUGUUGUAUUGAAUAAAAUCCUGCUGGAGCUUCCUGUCAAA
This is a messenger RNA of Strigops habroptila (Kakapo), 1252 nucleotides long. It is a transcript of the gene RBX1, whose product is annotated as ring-box 1. NCBI's taxonomy places the organism in Eukaryota, Metazoa, Chordata, Aves, Psittaciformes, Psittacidae. Gene Ontology annotation, molecular function: ubiquitin protein ligase activity; zinc ion binding; cullin family protein binding. The coding region runs from base 786 to 1100 and encodes 104 amino acids. The record is from RefSeq and is a predicted model, not a curated record. The transcript has 5 exons. Gene Ontology annotation, cellular component: cullin-RING ubiquitin ligase complex; nucleus. Gene Ontology annotation, biological process: ubiquitin-dependent protein catabolic process; protein ubiquitination.